Molecule: messenger RNA, 826 nt
Organism: Drosophila sechellia
Lineage: Eukaryota; Metazoa; Arthropoda; Insecta; Diptera; Drosophilidae
Exons: 1
Coding region: 414-560 (48 amino acids)
Source: RefSeq, a predicted model, not a curated record
CUUUGUUGGUUCUUUUCAACUGGCAAACGAUUUCUUGGCCCCCGACAUGUCUGGGAUUUUCCGGAAUUCGCCGCAUCCGUUUCGGCGUAAGAACCGAACUUGCAUGCCAAAGAGAGAGAGAGAGAGAUGUCGGGGAUUUUUCCGAGUUUCUCUUCGCCGGUAUAACAGUUUUUCAUGCUCCAGUUUUUCGUCCUGGCAUCUCUGUGAGAAAUUGUGUCAUUAGGUGCAUUUGUUUUCGUUUUCCUGACCAGUCCCACCUAGCACCACCCACUCAGCCUCCCAAUUCCGACACCACAUCCAGUGCCACUCAACCCUUCCGCCCCUUCUGUUGUUGCUGUUUAUUUGCUUCAUCUUCAUGCGUGUCACUUUUCGAGUGCAAGUGUGUGUCAACCUGGCGCCGCUCAUCUAACUAAAUGCCAACAAUUAUGUUUUGGAGUCUCAUUAGUUGCAACUUAAAGUGUUCUAAUGUGUUGCCGUGUGUAAAGAACGAUGCCGUUAAUGAUGUAAGCGGCAGCUGUGAGUUGGAUUCUGAAAGCUGGAAACUGGAUGCUGAAAGCUGAAAGCUGAAUACCCAGUGCCAAAAGCUGGGCGGGCAGACGGGUUUGGGUGCCAAGAGCCAACAGAUGCCAGUGGAAUCGAGUCAAGUGGGCUCUAUAUGCCCGCCCACAUAUAUAUUUUUUGGGGUCGAGUUCGUGCCACGCGGCGUUUUGUUAAUUGGUAUUACCUGACCUACACUUGGAAAAAUGUCACAAGACUUGAUAAAAAUGGGUUCAAUAAUUAUAAUGUUAAUAAAAAUAAAUGGUAAUAUAAUAUCGUACAAAUACUU